Cuscuta epithymum is the source of this 1343-nucleotide messenger RNA. The record is from the annotation of a GenBank genome assembly. Lineage: Eukaryota; Viridiplantae; Streptophyta; Magnoliopsida; Solanales; Convolvulaceae.
AUUAUAUUGCACCAAAGAAAUUUGUUUCUCUCCCUCUCCAUCUCUCGCUAGCUACUUCAAUUCUCUGUAUAUUAUUUAAUUUCUACAAGCUUUAGUCUCUCUUAGCUUUCGCUAGCCAGUGAUGGAGGAGAUAAUUGUUGUUAAUAAUAAUAAUAAAGGGGGGCAGAAGGUAGAAGAAGAAGCACUGGAUUUCAGUGUGCAAGAGAAGCACAAGAUUGAGCUCCUCAGAGCUCUUCUUCACAAACGAGCUGACGACCCUCCUUUUCAGGCAGUUGAUGAUUACACCUUGAGAAGGUUUCUUCGUGCGCGUGAUCUGGAUGUUGAGAAAGCUGCAACUAUGCUGAUAAAAUACCUAAAAUGGAGAAGUGCAUUUGUGCCCAGCGGUAACAUCUCGCCGUCGGAAGUGCCCAACGAGAUAGCGCAGAAGAAGAUGUUCAUGCAAGGAGUGGAUAAACAAGGGCGCCCCAUCGCCGUUGUUUUCGGUGGUAGGCACAUCCAAAACAAUAAAGGCGGCCUUGAUGAAUUUAAACGUUAUGUGGCUUUGGGGUUGGACAAAUUGUGUGCAAGGACGUCUCCGGGCAAGGAAAAGUUUGUGGUGAUAGGUGAUCUUCGCGACUUUGGGUAUGGUAACAGUGAUAUUCGGGGAUACCUUGCUGCUCUAUCGAUCCUACAGGACUUCUAUCCAGAAAGACUUGGAAAGCUGUUUAUUGUUCAUGUGCCAUACCUGUUCUGGACAUUGUACAAGGUUGUGCACCCUUUCAUCGAUGCUAAUACCAAGAAGAAGAUCGUUUUUGUUGAAAAUAAACGGCUGACAUCAACAUUGCUGGAAGACAUUGAAGAGAGCCAACUCCCAGAGAUCUAUGGAGGCAAACAGUCCUUGGUCCCCAUACACGAAGCCUAGUUGCAGAUUGUUGACCUAAAAAAGUAUUGCAAACUGCAUGUCACAACAAAAGAAUAAUAAAUAUGUUACACAUAGAUAUAUGGCCGUGACAAAAUGAAGGUAAAAAAAAUGUGACAAGCUCGAUGUUUCUGUCACCCCAAAAUUCGUGGCAAUAAUAGUGUAUGUGUUUCAACGGUGAUGCAGAGCAGGGAGAAAAACUAGUGAAGUUGGGAUUGUGGACAUUUCUAUAUCUGAUUAAUUGUAGGAGAUAUAUAUUUGUUUAAUUUUAUAAGAUCGAAAUCUUUUGUAUUUUCGUACUAUUCUAUUAUUAAUAAUAAUAUCGGUCCCGCAGUUCAAGUUGUUUCACUGUUUGAACUAAAUUAAGGCUAGAGUCCGUAUAAUCAAAUUAGUGAAAUAAAUUAUAUUCAUAGCUCAUAUGGAUUCAUUUAUAACGUAUAAUUAC